CUGAUGUCUGGUCUCAUGGAAGAUGAUUCGUCUUGGGAGGCUCAUUCAUUUGAGCGCACUAGAGUUCCUGCAUUCAACUUUCAAGUUGUUUCAGAGGCUAUCAACGGAGAACAAGAACUCCCAUGUUCAUUAGACAUUGUUGUUCCUGAUGAUAUCCUGGAGAAAAUUUUCACCUUCUUGCCAAUAGCAAGCAUGAUACGGUCAACAGCAGUAUGCAAGAGAUGGCAUGGUAUUAUCAACUCAAGCAGGUUUCUUUGGACUCACAUGUUGCCUCAGAGGCCAUGGUACUUCAUGUUCACCUGUAAUGAGACUUCUUCUGGGUAUGCUUAUGACCCCAUCCUCCGUAAAUGGUAUGAUUUAGAGCUUCAAUGCAUUGAUAAGAGCAGCUGUUUUGUCUCUUCUUCAUGUGGACUAGUUUGCUUCAUGGAUAAUGACACCAGAAACAUCAUUUCUGUAUGUAACCCUAUCACGAAAGAUUGGAAGAGGCUUUUGGAGCCUCCAGGUGCAAAGUUACCAGAUUACAGUACCAUUGCCAUAAUGGUAGAUCGGGUGUCUCAUAAUUACACUAUUACAUUAGCAACAUCCAAGCAGGUAGCUGAGGAUUAUGUCCAAUGGAAUUUCUCUAUAUACAAGUAUGACUCGUGGAGUAGUUCAUGGGUAAUUGCCAGGAAGGAGGUGCUGAUUGGUUGGAGAGGGGGCGACGAUAGUGUGAUAUGUGGUGGAGUCUUGUACUGCUUAAUCCAGUCCACUGGUGUUCUUGGCAAUGUUAAUCCCCGUCAUAGACUUAUCAUGCUUGAUCUUGUUGCCGGACCUUCUGAAGCCUCAUUAAUGCAAUCGUCAAUCCCAGUACCUUGUUCUCUCACCUGCGGACGUCUACUAAACCUAAGAGAGAAGCUGGUAAUGGUUGGUGGGAUUGCUAAACACAAUAGACCUGAUAUCAUUAAGGGGAUCGGUAUAUGGGAGCUCGACAAGAAACAAUGGCAAGAGGUAGCUCGAAUGCCUCACAAGUUCUUCCAAGGAUUUGGCGAGUUCGAUGAUGUUUUCUCUAGCAGCGGCACGGACGAUCUUGUCUACAUCCAAAGCUAUGGUGCAACUGCUUUGCUUACAUUUGACAUGAAGCAGAAGCAGUGGAAGUGGUCAGCAAAAUGCCCUGUGAGCAGAAAGUUUCCUCUCCAGCUUUUCACUGGUUUUUGCUUCGAGCCUCGGCUGGAUAUUACCACUUAA
This is a messenger RNA of Lolium rigidum, 1224 nucleotides long. RefSeq names its product F-box/kelch-repeat protein At3g61590-like. The coding region runs from base 4 to 1224 and encodes 406 amino acids. The record is from RefSeq and is a predicted model, not a curated record. The transcript has a single exon. NCBI's taxonomy places the organism in Eukaryota, Viridiplantae, Streptophyta, Magnoliopsida, Poales, Poaceae. Gene Ontology annotation, molecular function: protein binding.